GUUAGAACCCACGCAGUUGGUGUUGAAAAGAUUGCCGUUGAUACAAUGUUUAUUGUUUCGCCAGAUCUACUUUAGUGUUUGCAUGUGAAUCACGUUGUUCGUCAGAACUCAGAGAGACAUUGUUGACUAAGUCGACAUGUCCUCGUCGGUCAGACUGAUGCCAAAAUGGCUUGUUUUUGCAGCUGCUACUGUACUUUGCCUCUCCAGAGUGUUUGCUGAAGUAUCCUCCACAGUGCUCCUGUCAGCCUACCCAGCAAACAACCUCAUAGUGGGAGAGACACUUACUAUAACCUGCACAGUAGUUACAGAUGGCGGCUCUUCCCCUGUGCUGACCUAUGAAGUCUGGAGAGGGAACUCCACCGUAUCCACUACACCUCCUACACAAGCAACAUCCCAGACACUCUCUCUGGGCGUAGUGUCCACUGAACAUUCUGGAACGUACAAAUGUGUGGUAACUCUACCACCAAGCCAGCAGUGGGAAAGUGCCGGCUCGCAGAUCACAGUGCAAGAUCAAAAGCCCACCCUGAGCGUGAGUCCAGCAGGAGGGCAGGCGUACACUGAGGACACCGUGCUCCUCCCCUGUGGACUGCAAUCCAACCAGAGCCAGAACCAGAACCACGAACGAUGGAAGUACUACUGGUACCGGGGGUCUCAGAGCGCGUACCCACUGGAGCAGAUAUGGGAUGGCGGGGGAGGGGAGGCCGUGCUCAGGCUGUGGAGGUCCAGGGCGUCUGAUACGGGCCAGUACUGGUGUCGAGCGGGCCGCGGGCAGCCCACCUUCUACACAGAGUUCAGCGACCCGGUCUAUGUGAAUAUUACAGAUUUCUUCCGGAGUGUCACCCUGUCUGUGAGCCCAGGGGUUAACUUCAGGGCCAACCAUCCCCUCCGCAUCACCUGUCUCGCCCAGGUGAGCCAGCGCCACGCACCUGCCAGCGCCUCCAGGCGUGCCCAGAAGGUUACCUACACCUUCUACAAGAACGGGCAGCCCUACCUCUCUGACACCCCCCAUUACGUGGUGACAGCGGAGCGGGCUGUGAGGGGUCACGCGGGCAGGUACGCCUGCUCAGCAGCCUCGGGACGAGCACAGAGGACCAGCCCAGAGGUGCACCUCACUGCCGACGACACAUCUAUGGUCCUGGUGAUCUCAGUGGGCACAUCUCUCCUCAUCAUCAUCCCACUGGCUGCAUACCUCAUACAAACAGUUUUUCCCAACGGCUUUGGAACACGGACAACUGGAAGGGAAAGUGUUUACCAGAUCACCCCAACCUGACCCAGAUGCAUGCAGUAUAUUG
Messenger RNA from Engraulis encrasicolus (European anchovy), 1292 nucleotides. RefSeq lists its product as uncharacterized. Gene Ontology annotation, cellular component: plasma membrane. The transcript has 7 exons. The record is from RefSeq and is a predicted model, not a curated record. Gene Ontology annotation, biological process: cell surface receptor signaling pathway. The coding region runs from base 137 to 1270 and encodes 377 amino acids. Gene Ontology annotation, molecular function: transmembrane signaling receptor activity. Lineage: Eukaryota; Metazoa; Chordata; Actinopteri; Clupeiformes; Engraulidae.